GUAAACGUAGUGGUUACAUACUCUUUGUAUCAAUCAAACUGGCAGGCCUGUCAGGUCAGUAGCGUCAAAUGUCAAAGUAACCGAAAAACAUUGGAGGGUUUUGUGAAUUUUGUGUUUGUGAUACUAAUUAUUUUAUAAUAUUUGUGCCGUUAAUAAUAAUCAUGGACGAAACUGGAUAGGUACACAGUAUUUGUACCUUUGUUUGUGUCAAUCAAAUCUAUAAUCCAUUAAAACUUGACACCGAAAACGUGUUGGGUUCGUAGAUAGCACUUAAUGCAGAGAAAAAAUAAAUAAUUAGCAAUGGAUAUCACAAAAGACGAGUUCUGCCGUCUAUGCGCAGACUUAAAACUCAGCAGCGAGCUCAUAAACAUAUCAAUUGACAUGGAAAAACGUGAAAAUAUCAACAAAAUGCUUAAAAGAUUUAAUAUAACCUUAAACUUAGACAAAAACCUGCCUAAUACUGUAUGUUUAACAUGUACAAACUCUUUGGAACAAGCUUAUGACUUUGUGAGAUCCGUAGACCUUGCACAGAAGGCUUUUGACGACUAUGUAUCUUCUGAUGUGGAAAAGGAUGAUGGUAGUGUUCACCUUGAGUGUCAAGUGUCUGCUAAAGAUACAGAGACAAUUGAGACCUAUACAGUUGAAGAUAGUGACAUAAGUGAAGAAACAAUAGAAGAAGAUAUAGACAAGAAGACAACAGAAGAUCAACCAAUGAAAGACACCUCGGAGACUGAAACAGUGAACUCAAAAAGAGGACGGAAGAAAUUACUGAAAAUGUUAAUAAGUUCAAAGUCAAUAGAUUCUUGGAACACAUACAAGUGGUUAUGUGCUUAUUGCGACAGUUAUUACUUUAGUCUAAGCCAUUUAAGAGUGCACAGUAUGCAGUACCACAAUAUCUGCAACCCAUUCCGCUGCUUCGAUUGCAGAGCUAGAGGCUCUCAGAUAGACAAGUUUGUCUCCCAUGUUUGUAAACAUCAUCCAAACUUGGCACUCCUCUGUCAUAUAUGUUCCUCAGCAUUUAACACAACAGAAGAAUUGGAAAAACAUAAACUAAAAGUGCAUAAUUCCAGUAAAUUCAUUCACAUAUGUGGUGCCACUUUUGUAACUAGAAAAGAAUUAGAAAAUCAUAUUAACAACUUCUACCAGAAUGUUGCAAUACGCAUGGCACCGUACAAUGACAAUGAAACCUUUAUCUGUGUUAUUUGUAAGAAGAUUCUGAAGUCAAGGGUGCUUUUAGAUAGACACUUGAUACUCCACACAGACAGAAAACGUACUUCCAUGUGCAAGGUGUGCAAAAAGCGCUUUUAUACAACUCGAGAACUUAAUCGACAUGUAGUCAUUCAUUCAGAUAAAAGACCCUUCAUGUGUGAAAUAUGUGGUUUUUCAUUUAAAAUAAAACAAGCACUUCAAAAACAUGUGAUGAGACAUUUUCAAAUAAAACAGUUUGUUUGUGAUAAAUGUGGCAAGAGCUUCCGGUCAAAGAAGCAACUUAUAGGGCACAGCAAGGUACACGAUGACACUCGUCCCUUUAUCUGCGUACACUGCAACAAAUCCUUCCGUUUCAGACAUCUGAUACUGCAGCAUAUACGUGUUCACAUUGGAGAGAAACCUUACUCUUGUGAUUUAUGUCCGCAGAAAUUUAUUAAUUGGUCAAAUUACAAUACACAUUCAAAAGAUGUGCAUGGAGUUGAUCGUUGCAAAGAGAAAGCUGCUUCAAACAAUGUUACUGUGGAUCUUGAUGAAAAAUUAAUAAAGUGGAAGAAUGAUAUUUUGGAACUAAAAUAAUAUUUUACAGCAACCCAAGUGAGAUUCAAUUGUUCUUAGUAAGAAAUUGUAACUGCCUUAGACAAGUUCAGUAUCAAUAAUCGGUAUAUCUGUAGAAACGAAAUACUAUAUGAGAAUUAAUUUGAUGGCUGCACUUUUUUAUGAAAUACCUUUAGAAAUUUCCAUACAUUUGUAUUGUCUUAAGUGAUAAUGAAUAUUAUGGAUACUUGUAACAAUUUUAAUAACUUUCAUGAUAUAAUUGAUUUUGUAGCUGCCUACCAACCUAUGUUUUUUAUGUUUUGAUACAUAUUUUUAAAUGAACAUUUUUUGAUUAGACACUUUGAUAGUUUUUUGUAAAUAUUGCUUCUUUACAUGUUUAUAAGCGUUAGUAUUGAUUUAUGCUGAGCAUAUAAAGGUAUUUUGUAGGAACACCUUUCAAAUUACUUUUCCCGACUUGGGUGCGGCGAGUGUCGGACUCUUACUGACUAGUUCCUUCUGCUUAUCGAGUUUCUUGCUUAUUUCUCCAUUCGAAUCUACACUUUGGUACAAGUACCAACAUUUUAUAAAUUGUAUAAGGCGUGUUUUAAGUGGUACUCUGAGGUCGGUAGUGGUGAAGGAUUCAAACGUGUUUUAUCGGUACGACGAUUGUUAUCAAUUUUAGUGAUUAUUUUCAUAGUGAUCUGAAUUGAAAUCCCGUACAUUGUGGGUCAAUUAGUUGCUGAACCAAGGCCUGCAGCAUCUCCAUAUCUCGUUGAACCUCUCUAUCGUCAAUAGCUCCGUCUCAGAGAUAUGGCUGUUGGCUAUUUGGUUGGUAAGUAUUAGUUUUGGCUUUGCGAGGUCUACAUUCGUCCUGUCGAAAGUCCAACUGGUUGGAAUGCCUUUCGUUAUUUUUUCGUCUCUGUGACGUACAGCAAUUCUCGACACGCACUUGUUUCCGUGUGUGCCGAGAGCGCUCUUUCUCGAUCUUAUAUUUGUGACGGGCUUUAGAGAUAGGGCCGUUUCAUAGAGGCCCUGCAGGUAUUCUUGGGCGACGGCUUUACACUUCCUCUUGAUAUUACUCGCUGCUUCCAGGGCGUUCUUGCCUUUUUGGAGGAGGGUGUUUGCCACUCUUGUGGCCAUGUCCAUCUUCACCCCCGUUCCUCUCCUUGGUGUGCGGUAAGGAAAGCUUUUUCUCUCGGGGCAUCCUACUUGACCUGGGGAGGAUGCCAGUGAGCUCUCCUCAUCGGAGAUUAUGUAUUGCGAGGAGGGAAGAUUUCUCACUGCUCCCACUGAAUGAUGGUUUCCGAGACCCUGGCGCGCUCGAUGGUUUUGGGUCUCAGUUACCGACGGUGAUUUGCGGGAAAUGGUGUGGGUUCCGGUGGAUGUGUUAGACACGGCUAUGACGUCCGGCUCCGAUAUUACUUUCGGUGAUGCUUGUGGUGGCUCUGAUGGACACGCCACCUGACGUCACUGACUUGCCCGAGGGACUUUGUAUUCUUCAGCGCUGCGUCCGUGGCCGGUUUGCGGGAGUUUGUUGUCUUGGAAGACGUGGUAAGGAAGGAGGUUAACUAAUUCAGACUUAUGUCAAACGAGUGUUUUUUAAUUAUACGUAAUCUGCGGCCGCUUUCGUGUGCGGAGUCCGACGAUGAUAGGGGCCUGUGUGGAUUUCGGGAAUUUCGUUGAUACCCAAGUUGGUUUCGGGUGUCGAUUUUGGGUCUGAAAGGCGGUGGGGGGGGGGGGGAGCCGUUGAUCCUGACAGGUUUAAGCCCAUACUCGGGGUGUUUUGGUCAAAGGGAGAUGAGGUAAAAAUAAGGGGGGAGGGUGAGAAACUUGUUGAGGGGAAGGGAAGGUAGGUAUGGAGAGUGGGUUGCCUGGUGUAUUUGGCUUCAUCCAGGGAUUCCAAGAAGAACAAACCAAACUCGGGGCAGGCAGGUUUGGGGGUUGAGGAGUUACCUCAGGGCUUACUUGCUGAUGGGUCGUGUAGUCGUUGCGGAGGUGGCUGGUCUGCAGGCGGAUUCCAGUAGAGUUGGCGCGUCGCCUUGCCCCGUGAUAAUUGUCAGUAAAGUCUGAAACUCACUCCUCGCCCAUCCAGGGUUUGAAAAAUCUCUUGAUGUAUUCCCCAUGACAAAUAAAAAGAAAUAAAAUAUUAGUUGUCUACAAAUUAUAAUGACAUGAAAUGUAAUUUUUGUCUUGUACUUAUUGUAUAACUUACUUUUUAUAAUUUGACCACUAACCUAACGUAACUUCCUACCAGCCAUUUAGAUUCUACCGUAGAACUAUAAUUGAAAGCGUCUAAGUUCUUGACUGAAUCUCGAAAUUUAAAAUUGUUUUUUACCUAUUCAAUACCGUGUUUCCAUCUCAUAAGUUUGUUAGAAUGUUCGUACAACUUCUUAUAUUGUAUUACUUACUAUUUUGUACAUUUAAUUAAGGAGUUAUUAUUUUUUAUACAGAACCUACAGUUUGUAAGACGAAUAAUGACUAAAAUAUGUACAAUUUAAAAAUAUUAUCCAUCAAAAAACAUCAAAGAACAUCGAAACACUGUUCACCGCUUGUUGCCAAU
This is a messenger RNA of Spodoptera exigua (beet armyworm), 4303 nucleotides long. The record is from the annotation of a GenBank genome assembly. NCBI's taxonomy places the organism in Eukaryota, Metazoa, Arthropoda, Insecta, Lepidoptera, Noctuidae.